CUCUUCCACGUUAUCCUCUCCCGGAGUUUCUUAUUGGCGCAGGCCACACCCUCUCAUUUAUCACCAGACUCCGCCUUCAGCCUGGGCUCCUCCCACAACCAUCUUUCAUUCAUUCUGCAUCUAGUGCUGGGUACUUUGGUCAUGGAGGUGAAUCAGACCCGUCCCUGCCCUCACGGAGUUCAGGGGAUGACGGGGGGACACGGACCUAGGCUCCAACAGUGACAGUCUAGGACGGUAAAGAAGCCGCCUGGGCACUGGGAACCUCUAAGACGCUGGGAAGGCUUCCGGGAGGAAGUGAGGCCUAAACCAAGUCCUGAAGAAUGGUUAAGGAGUUUGCCACGGGGAGACAUUGGGAGGGCAUUCUUGGCAGAAGGACCUGAGACAUGAAAGAAACAGGCGUAUUCUGGUAAUUGCAAAGAGAAGUCGACCGUGUGGGGAGUUGGAGUGACCCAGCUGGAUGUGACCACCAGGACAGAAUGGUGCUGGACUCAGGGGCUCAGGUGUAUGAGCAGGCACCCCCCAGCCCGCCAUCCAGUCCCUCAUCCUUGGGCCAUAGGCUGAGGCCCUCAGACCGAGAUGGGACAGCACUGUACCCCUGGCCUCGGUCCCUGGCCUUGCCCCUGGCUCUCUCAGUCCCCUCAGCCCUGCGGCCCCGGCCUGAGCUGCAGCCCUUCUCAGAGCUGCACUUGGGCCACCGUGGCCACAUGCGUCGCAGUGAGAGCACCUACACCGUAAACAGUAUUGGCCGGCGGGGGGGCAGCACCCAGGGUCGGGCGCCACCUGGACGGGGACGGGACCCAGGUGGGGGCACCCUGCGGCCUGCGGCCUCCCUGCCUCACAUUGCUAAGACUCGAAAGGAUGCAGGCCGUGGUGCGAGCAAGAGUCCCUGCAUGUUGGUGGCUCUGCGGCCAACCAACAUGGACCGUGAGCGGGACAAGUUCUUCCAGUCCCAUUACACCUACAACCCACAGUUCGAGUACCAGGAGCCCAUGCCUACGGCUGUGCUGGAGAAGUACUGUGAGGCCUCUGGACAGUUCCUCCAUCAGGCAGUUGGCAUCAUUGAGGCUGUCCUGGAGAAGUUUGGUACCUAUGAACACUUUGAGGCUGCGACUGGGGGCCAGCUGCUGACCAAGUGCCAGAUCUGGUCCAUUGUGCGCAAAUACAUGCAGAAGGAGGGCUGCGCUGGGGAGGUUGUGGUGCAGCUGAGUGAGGACCUGCUGUCCCAGGCAGUGAUGAUGGUGGAGAACAGCCGACCAACAUUGGCCAUCAACCUGACUGGAGCCCGCCAGUAUUGGUUGGAGGGCAUGCUGCGGCACGAGAUAGGUACCCACUACCUGCGGGGCGUGAACAACGCGCGGCAGCCAUGGCACAGCGCCGAGGGCCGGCUGCAGUAUGGGCUGCGGCCAGCGAACCCCACCGAGGAGGGCCUGGCCAGCCUGCACAGUGUGCUGUUCCGCAAGCAGCCCUUCCUGUGGCGCGCCGCGUUGCUCUACUACACCAUCCACCGCGCCGCGCACAUGUCCUUCCGCCAGCUGUUCCAGGACUUGGCGCGCUACGUGCAGGACGCCAACGUGCGCUGGGAGUACUGCGUGCGCGCCAAGCGCGGCCAAACUGACACCUCGCUGCCCGGUGGGCGCCUGUGCGGCUGCUUCAGCAAGGAUCAGGUGUACCUAGAUGGCAUCGUGCGCAUUCUGCGGCAUCGCCAGACCAUCGAUUUCCCGCUGCUGACCUCGCUGGGCAAGGUGUCCUAUGAGGAUGUAGAUCACCUUCGGCCCCAUGGGGUGCUGGACAACACCCGGGUGCCCCACUUCAUGCAGGACUUAGCACGCUACCGGCAGCAGCUGGAGCACAUCAUGACCACCAAUCGGCUGGAUGAGGCAGAGCUGGGCCGCCUGCUGCCUGAUGACUGAUACUGGUUGAGGGCUACAGGCAGAGGCCCUGGAAAGAGGGCUCCAGAUCAGCCCCCAGAACAUGAAGCUGGCUGCUCUGUGCUUCCACAGCCUGCACGUUUCUUGGGGAAUGAGGAGGGCAGAAGCAUUUCAGGAGGGAGGAGAGGCAACAGCAGAGAGUUUGUGUCCCUUGCUAGCCUCCUUGGACCCUGAAGGCCAACAGCAGCAUGUCAGGCAAACUAAAUCUGCCCUCCUGUCUCCAGCUGCCUUUUGAGCAGAGGAAAAGCCUGGGGGCAGGAGGGAAGCUGAGAAUGGAUGGGGAUGGGGGGGUGGUUUGGGAGUAGAAACUUGUUCUUGCAUGAGAUGGCUUUGGGUGUCUGCAUACUCCAGUCUUUUCCUCCCCCACCUGGCCCCUUGGUGCUCCUUCAGCUUUCAUGCUGUCUACCUCUCACUGGGUCCUGGUGGGGAUCUCCCUUCUUCUGGGGUGAAUGCCUGAGCCUGAGGUCCUGGCUUUCACACAGACUCAAGGAGCAGGGAUCCUGGUAGUAGAGACCCAGCUGGGCUGGGGUGUGCUUUCCAGCAUUUUGCCUCUCCCACUGUCAUGUAUUUAUUCCUUAUUUAUGUGCUCUACUUACUGGGGCUGGGACACAGCAGCUUCUGAAGGUUCGGUGGAGGGAACAGGGCUCCUCUGGAAGGCACCGACUGUUCCUAGCUCCACUGACACACACACACACACACACACACACACACACACACACACGCCUUGUGAAUCAAGCCAAGAGCUCACCUGGCCCUGCCUUCAUCCCCUGCACUGGCCUCUACUGUCCCUGUCUUUGCCCACACCCUCACAGCUGGUCUCUGGCAGAGGUUGGCAUAGCCUGGCAGCAGCCACAAUCAAGCCUGAGGUGCCGGCCCCUUGUUGUUCCUAGUUCUGAGCCCCUUCUAGACCAGGAGAGGUGCCAAGAUGAUUGUUGCUUCCAGUUUCACCUCAGACUCAGCUGUGUGAGGUUGACCCUGUCCUACUCCCUCCCUUGGCCUUAGUUUUCCCAUCUGAAAACUUGGAAACACAGCUGGAAAGUCCUUAUUCAUUUAGUUAGUGAAUAGGUAUAGAGCGCCUUCUUUGUACCAGUUAACUGGUCACAACCCUCACUGAGCUCCCAGUCCUGAGAGAAGCCAGACAAUUAAAACAAUUACAAUGAACUGUGU
This is a messenger RNA of Balaenoptera acutorostrata (minke whale), 3095 nucleotides long. It is a transcript of the gene MATCAP1, whose product is annotated as microtubule associated tyrosine carboxypeptidase 1. NCBI's taxonomy places the organism in Eukaryota, Metazoa, Chordata, Mammalia, Artiodactyla, Balaenopteridae. The record is from RefSeq and is a predicted model, not a curated record. The coding region runs from base 477 to 1910 and encodes 477 amino acids. The transcript has 7 exons.